ACCCCAUUUUCGUCAUUUCACGUACCCCUAAAAAUCCUCACUCACUCACACAGUCACACUCACUUUCUCUCUCUUUCCCUCCUCACCCACUUUCAUCACUCUCUUUCUCUCACUCACUUCUCUUCUUUCUCUUUCCUCUUCAUAAUGGGAAGCCGCACUCAAUCCCAUCAGCUCAGAAACGGGCUCUUCGUUUCGGGCCGGCCCGACUCCCAGCCCAAGGAGCGCCCGCCCACAAUGGCCGCGCGGGCGGUUCCGUACACUGGCGGCGACAUCAAGAAAUCCGGUGAACUCGGCAAGAUGUUCGACAUUACCUCCGCCACUCCACGCUCCAACACCACCACCGCAACAUCCUCCUCCUCGCUUUCUCUCUCCUCUCCUCGCCCGCCACCUUCUCGGGCCUCAUCCCAGCCCAACUCCGGGUCGGCUCGAUCCGGGCCCAACUCCGGCCCGCUCCCUCCUCGCCUCAGCAACUCGGGGUCCUUUACCAAGAAGGUGUCGGGCCCACUCUCGCUCCCACCGACAGGUCUCAUCACGUCCGGCCCGAUUCGGAAGUCGGGUCAGCUCGACCCGGGUCAGCAACAAGUGGGUCCCACUGGGGGUGGGGGACAAGGGAAGAUGGUGUAUGGGACAGCUGUCACUAGUUUAGGGAGUGAAGGGGUGAAGUAUGGGAUGAGGGUUUCAAGAGGGGCAAUGUGGGUAUUUGGGAUUGUGGUUUUGAUGGGUUUGUUGAUUGGGGUGUUUCUGAUGGUUGCCGUUAAAAAAGCUGUGAUCUUGGUGGUUUUUGCCGCGAUUUUGGUUCCGAUUUUCAUGUGGUUAGGGUGGAAUUAUGCUUGGGGGAAGAGGGCAAUCUUGGGGUUUGUUAAAAAGUUCCCUGAUGCUGAGCUUAGAGGUGCUGUUGAUGGCCAGUUUGUCAAGGUUACUGGGGUUGUUACAUGUGGCAGUAUACCUCUUGAAUCGUCGUUCCAGAGGGUACCGAGGUGUGUGUAUGUAUCAACUGAGCUGUAUGAGUACAAAGGAUGGGGUGGGAAGGAUGCAAACACCAAACAUCGUUGCCUCUCAUGGGGAUGCAGGCAUUCAGAGAAAUAUGUUGCAGAUUUUUAUGUGUCAGAUUUCCACUCUGGAUUAAGAGCCCUCGUUAAAGCUGGUUAUGGAGCAAAGGUGGCCCCUUUAGUGGAAACUGCAACUGUUGUCGACAUAACUAAAGAAAAGAGAGACUUGUCUCCAAACUUCUUGCAGUGGCUAGCUGAUCGAAGUCUUUCUAGUGAUGACCGCAUAAUGCGCCUAAAAGAAGGGUAUGUUAAAGAAGGCAGUACUGUCAGUGUCAUGGGCAUUGUUCGGCGCCAUGAGAAUAUCCUCAUGAUUGUACCACCCUCAGAACCGCUAUCUACAGGCUGUCAAUGGUUACGAUGCCUCCUUCCGAUGUAUGUCGAAGGCUUAGUACUGCAUUGUGAAGAUAAUCAAGAUUCUGAAGUGGUUCCUGUGUAAGUACAUAGAUCUAGUUUCCUCGCAUGUUUUUUCUUCUUUGAGUGGAUUCCACAAGUACAUAUCUGCCCUGCGAAGACUGCAAAAAGGGCAUGAUGCUUUUCCAUCCCUCUGUCCAUAGAUUUUCUGCUCUCAAGUGUAUGUAAACCAGCCUCUAGCAGACACAAAAGGGGCUCAGAGGACGCAGGUGUGUAAUAAGUAGAAUUUCUCGAGUCUCUUAUAAACCUUUCUGUGUUUAAUUGGAUCAAGCAAGUAGGGGGAGAAGUUUUCCUCAUCAACACUAUGAGAAAAGGAAGCUCGGGUUUUUCACGAUGAGCCACGUAUAUUCUAAAGCUUUAGCUUUGUUUAGUGUAAAUAAGCUACAACAAAUCCGAAGAGCCCUAUUUUCUUCUCUAUUCUUCCGCAUUUUUGUUUUCCUUUCAAUUUUUCACGAAAGGUAGAGUAUGCUCAACACUAGUGCUUUGUGUAUUGAUUAUAUAAUUAUGAUUAAAUGUUUUUCCAUCCUUCAAGCAUCUAUGUAAGGUGUGCUCUCUGUUUUUUCA
This is a messenger RNA of Chenopodium quinoa (quinoa), 2024 nucleotides long. RefSeq lists its product as uncharacterized. Bases 145 to 1485 code for a protein of 446 amino acids. The transcript has 4 exons. NCBI's taxonomy places the organism in Eukaryota, Viridiplantae, Streptophyta, Magnoliopsida, Caryophyllales, Amaranthaceae. The record is from RefSeq and is a predicted model, not a curated record.